This is a messenger RNA of Chelonus insularis, 1228 nucleotides long. It is a transcript of the gene Elp5, whose product is annotated as Elongator complex protein 5. The transcript has 2 exons. Gene Ontology annotation, biological process: tRNA wobble uridine modification. Gene Ontology annotation, cellular component: nucleus; elongator holoenzyme complex; cytosol. NCBI's taxonomy places the organism in Eukaryota, Metazoa, Arthropoda, Insecta, Hymenoptera, Braconidae. The coding region runs from base 213 to 1082 and encodes 289 amino acids. Gene Ontology annotation, molecular function: tRNA binding. The record is from RefSeq and is a predicted model, not a curated record.
UUAUUCAAAAAAUAGAUUUCAAUAGAAGAUUAAUUUUGAUUAUGGUGCCACAUAGAGUAGUUGAAAUUUGUUCCGUUAACAGCGCUACAUGUUCAAGAAAAACAACGUGUGUUUUUAAAGUUGAGGUUAUAAUUUUAAAAAAAUGUAAAAAAAUAUUUAGUUUACCGUGUAAAGUAAAAUAUAUUAAUUAAUAAUUUUUAACAAUUAAAAAAAUGGCACAAAAGCUAAUUUCAACUUUACCCUUACAACAAGACGCUCAGUUUAUGGUAAUUGAUGAAGAUGAAGAAGCACUGAAUGCCGAAAAUUUAUUAAAUGGAUGGAUGCAAAUAUGGAGUUCUACAAAUACUUCACAGGAAAUCAAUUAUUUAUCAUUUUUUCAUCCAAAAUCAUACUAUGAUGAUUUAUUAACAAUGUUUCCUGCAAAUAAUUUGAAAAUACAUGAUUAUUGUUCAGUAGAUAUUAAUAAAAUAUCUGAUAAAAAAGAGAUCAAUUUAGAAUCUAUAAUGAAAAGCAUUGCGACAAAUAACAAAUCGAUUGUAAUUAUUAAUUGUUUGAGUUCUUUAAUAGUAGAUGUAGGUUUAGGUAAAGCUAUAAAAUUUGUAGAAAAAUUAUCUCAACAUGUUUAUAAAUUAAUUUGUAUAUACAGAUAUGAUUUUGGAAGAGAAAAAGUACCAAGUAUUGAAACUCUUGGUACCACUUAUGUUCAAUUAGGCAAAUGUAAAGAUACAGUAUUAAUUGGUGAAGUUUCUUAUGAAGUAUCAGUAGUUCAUCGCAAACAAGGAGGUGGAAUUUUGAAAAAAGAAAUAACAAUAAACCAAGAUCUCAUUACAAAUGAAAUUAAAUCUGAAAAAAUUAUUGAAAAAUCUGCUACCACAAUGGCUACAUCAUCUGAACCAACAAUAAAACCACAAGCUUCUUUCAGAACAGAUAUGAAUUCCAGAGAAUUAGAACAAAGGAAUCAAACACCUUUGCCUUACUUAAUAAAACCCGAUGAUCCUGUAAAGGAAUCUCAAAUUUAUUAUGUACCAGAUUUUAAUGAUGAUAUUGAUGAAGAAGAUCCGGAUGACGAUUUGCCAUUUUAAUUGUUAUUAUUUACAAAAAAGAAUUUCGAAUAUUCAAGUAACAAAAUAUUGAUACAAUUUAUUCUAUUUUAAAUAUUAAUAAAACAAUCCUUUAUUUUUAUUAAUAAAUUUAAAUCACAAUUAUUUGUUACUGUCGUGUAUUUAUU